Racocetra persica is the source of this 182-nucleotide messenger RNA. The record is from the annotation of a GenBank genome assembly. Lineage: Eukaryota; Fungi; Glomeromycota; Glomeromycetes; Diversisporales; Gigasporaceae.
AUGCCGACAAAUAACAUCACUAGCGGAUACGACGCGACACAAUCUGACACAAAUCCAAAACGAAAACGCCUCAACAAAUGGCGAAAAGAAAGCACUGCAAACGUCCAAGAGAAGGCACCAACAAAUGACGAAGAAAAUGUGCUGACAAGCGGCAAAAAGACACCGAAAAUCGCGAAGAGAAU